This is a messenger RNA of Onychomys torridus (southern grasshopper mouse), 4281 nucleotides long. It is a transcript of the gene Iba57, whose product is annotated as iron-sulfur cluster assembly factor IBA57. Gene Ontology annotation, molecular function: protein binding. The coding region runs from base 799 to 1581 and encodes 260 amino acids. The transcript is spliced from 3 exons. The record is from RefSeq and is a predicted model, not a curated record. NCBI's taxonomy places the organism in Eukaryota, Metazoa, Chordata, Mammalia, Rodentia, Cricetidae. Gene Ontology annotation, cellular component: mitochondrial matrix.
UUCAGUAGCCACCUAGGGUCUCAGAGUAAGACUAUGUCGAGACUCCGCAUGUCUGGAGGGUCUUUGCUGAACCCUUGAGGAUGGCCAUUCCAGGCUAAAGUAGUCACUGCGAUUUGGCAGCCAUGACAUCAUUAUCCAGUAGUUGUCUGCAUUCUGUGGGGAAACCUAGAGCAUCUAUCUCCAGGUGCUAAAAAGCCACAGUGAUGAGCCUUCUAGAGAUUCUUUUUUUUUUUUUUCUGUAUUACAUCGCUUAGUGGACUCUCUGAAUCUAGAACUGUGUCAGCAAAUGACAACCCUUGGGCCAGACCCAGUAUGAUGCUUUGAUGUGUAGAGUUCUCUGAGAAUCCCGGCACACCCAUUUUCCUCCCCUCAGCCUGGGACAUUGUCUUCCAGGCAGUGUUAGGGCUGUGGUGGCUCAGGCCCUCAAGCCUGAACCAGUCUCUGCCCUUUGUAGAAAACACGCAUGGGCCCUACUCUGGAGGCUUGGAUCUGACCACAUUUCCAGGAUGUCACCAUCUCUGUGUGUUACCAAUAGGCUGCUGGGUGGCCUGGGCCAGCAAGGAGAAGCUAUUCAAGUGCCAGUCUUUGGUGCCUUUCGUUCCUCAUGGUGGUUGGCAGGGGUUGGCGUGUGGUGGCAUUUGCCUCUGGAAGCAGGAGCAUGCGGGUGCCCUCUAGUGUUGAAGACCCUGAGUCUGCAGCCUUGGCCCUGCAAGUGUUUACCGCUCUUGUGGCUCUCCUCUUGGCAGCGCCCAGUAUUCCAGCUCCUGUAUGGGAUUCCUUAGCUGUUAACACCAGCCAAUGUCACAGCUUUCCUCUGGCCAGCUCGUAGACCCUUGGCUCCAAAGACUCCCCGAGAGCACCGAGGAGGCACCAGGCUUUCUCCUAGAGUCUGACAGCUCUGUGCUGGGCACCUUACAGAAGUACCUGGCCGUAUAUAAGAUCCGGCGGAAGGUCGCUGUGGAGCCAUGUCCAGAGCUCCAGGUGUGGGCUGUGCUACCCUGUGCCCCUCAGGUCCCCGAGGCUGUACCACUAGAAGAGAGGGCGGAAGCCACCACCAUCCUCACCCGUGACCCCCGGACUGUACGUAUGGGGUGGCGGCUUCUCACUCAGGAUGACGGCCCAGCCUUGGUGCCCAGGGGACAGCUUGGGGACCUCCGAGAUUAUCAUACACACCGGUACCAGCAAGGCAUCCCUGAGGGGGUCUGUGACCUGCCCCCAGGGACAGCCCUACCCCUGGAGUCCAACCUGGCCUUCAUGAAUGGAGUGAGCUUCACCAAGGGCUGCUACAUUGGGCAGGAGCUGACGGCCCGCACCCACCACACAGGCAUCAUUCGUAAGCGUCUCUUCCCUGUGAGGCUCGAAGGUCCCCUGCCUGCCAAUGGCAUCAGCCCCGGCACCUCAGUGACGGUGACUGCAACAGGACAGGCAGCAGGCAAGUUCAGGGCCGGCCAGGGACAUGUGGGCCUGGCUUUGCUGCGGUCAGAGACCAUCAAGGGUCCUCUCCACAUAAAGACCUCCGAGAGCCAACAGGUUGCCGUGACUGCCUCGGUGCCGGACUGGUGGCCCACGGCUGCCAAGUAGCUGGAUGCCCUGGAGUUUCACCGGCCUUAGAGUUACCAGGUGCCUCUGAGCUGCUGCCCAAGGUCUUCCACGAUGUGUGCUGUGCCCCGUUGGGUAUGAGUUCCUUCUCCUGUGGUGGCUUCCUGGACACACCCACUGGGGAAGUUCCGUGUGCUCCAGGCUACUGAUUGCCUGCUGCUUCCUGCAGAGGGUCCUACUCUUGUGAACUCUCCUCUCUCAAGUGUGUGACAGAGAACAGAGUCGCCAUCCUGAUUCCGGGAGAGGGAAGGGUCUGAGCUCCCUUUUGGAGCAGAUUCUGAAUGGGAUUUGAUACAGUCCAUGGGCCAAGGCAAGAGUGAAGCCUCCGUCCAGUGUCAGCUCCCUAACCUUGUUUCCCUUGGAGGAAGGUACUCUGUGUCUGCAAAAUUACUGGGCCAGGAAUGCAGGCUUUGUGUUCUCUUGAAACACAUCUCAGGGCAGGAAUUGUUUGGUUGUGUGCACGGUGGGGAGGUUGAGUCCCUUGGACUGGGACCUGUGUUCUGUGAGCCACAGGGACUGCAUGGCCACUGUCCCAAGGGUUCUUCUCACUUCUCAAAGUGAGCUGCUGUCUCUUCACACUCCCCAGCAAGCUCAGGAGGCAGGAGCCCUGGGCUCAGGUCCAUCUGGGAGGAGCUUCUGUGUGGCUAACCUUUUUGCUGGUUUGGGAUGUCAUUUUAUAUAUAUGCUGUCAGUGGGGAGUGACUUGCUGUUGGGGUGCGUUCUCCCCAGAACCACUUUUUCUAACCUUUGUAAUGUGAACUGGGGUCUUGCCACAAAGCCUAAGGACCAGUAAAGUGUGAUCUGUAAACAGCCCCUUGGGAACUUUGGCUUCAUUUCGGGCAGGUCUGGUAGAACAGACCCAUGACAUGGCUGUCCCUGGAGAUCAUGAGCACACCAGAUCAAAGUGUCCCAUUGUUGUAGCUAUCUAGCUCUGGUUGGUCUUAAACUUGAGAUUCUCCUGCCUUGGCUUCAUGAGUGCUAGCUAGAUUGACAGGCAUGCACUGCUGUGUUUUACAAGAUACACCUAUGUCUCUCUCUUUCAAAAGAUGUAUUUUGUUUUUAUGUCUAGAUAUGUGUGUCUACGUAUGCAUAUGGAUGUAUAUCUGGGUGCCUAUGAAGGACAAAAGUGGGUAUCAGAUACACUGGAAUUAGAGUAACAAGAGGUUCUGAGCUGCUGGACGUGCAUGAUGGGAACUGAAUUUGGAUCUUCUACAAGAGCAGCAAGUGUUCUUAACCGCUGAGCCAUUGCUCCAGACCCAAUACAUUUUUUUUUAGCAGAGUUCUAUGGGCCAUGCUGGGCUGGCAGGAAGUGGGGUGGCCUCUGAGUCUGGCACAGGGAGUGGACGCCCAGGCUUCAGGGUUAGGGUGGAUAGCUCUGCACUGUUUUCUGCAGUUGCCCUCAAGGUGAGACCACAGAGGGCUGGGGUGAGGAGUAGCCGAGGUAGUUAUUCUGGAGCCAGGGACAGUGGGGAGUCCUAAGAACUGUGACUUUGGAGGCUACCUAGGCUAGGGUUCUGGGCGCACUCUGAACUCAAGUGCAGUUUGCAGCAGCUUGGUGCCCCCUGAGUAGACUGGUGAGUUGGGGGUGGCCUCCCUCUUAGGCAGGAUGUGAUGGGGGCACCCUGAAUGACCUCACUCCUCAUGGUACUGAAUGGGUGGUCAGUGUAGGGGACAGGGACCUGGCAGACACAACUUGAAGGAUGGAUUACUUUGGGUCACGAGUUUAGGGGGUUGCAGUUCAUAGUGGAGCUCAUGGCCGUGGGGGUGUGGCAGAGUCCCUCACAUGGUAGGGGAAGUAGGAAGCCGAGAAUACCCUUCAGAACAGGACAGACCUCACACUCCACAGGUUACACCGCCUCCCAAGCAGCGCCACCAGCUGAGGACCACCAUGAGGUCAAAUGUGAGCCUGUGGAGGACACUGCACAUUCAAACCACAACACUUGGGGUGCACACAUAGGCUGUGCAGGUCCCAGCACGGCUGGCAGACCCCACCUGUCCUGGUCUACGACUGCCUUGUGCCCUGUGACUGCCUGUCCACUCAGGAGCAAUACUGCAGUUGUGUUGAAUGUUGAGGUAAAAAAUGAAAUCAACUGUGCUCUGGAAGUCUGUGACUGCUGGGCUCCUGCUGACCCACCUGGCAGCUUUUUUAACUGACAUGACAUAAAUUGGUGUGCAGUCAUGUGAUUGGCUUUUGCCCUCUCAAACCUGAUGGGGAGCUGUCCGUACAGGGAUUGGUGCCUCUGGGCCUUGUCCCUCACACAUUCCGGCUUUCAAAAGGAGGCCAGAAAGGUUCUAAGUCCCCUUGGGUAAAGAAAGGGCAAGUCCCCAAAGAGGCGGAUGCUGCUUUGGGCUGAGGCACUGCCUCAUGAGUGCUCGCCCGCUACCUGAUGUUGGACUCUUACAAUCCGUCUCAGAAGUUUAGAGUAGCAGCCCCACACAGUAGAAAUGCUAAUAGGUGGAGUCACCUGUGCAUUGGGCUGGCCUCCAGGGACCUCAGGGCCACUCUUAGUGAUCCAGGCGUGCGUUUGGUCUUCACAUCCUCACAGGGGUCUGCACGGACCCUAGUAUAGACACUUGAAAACCGUUAACUGCUUUUCAGUGUAUUUUGUAAAAAGCACAAAGCUGUGAAAAAUAAACUGAUUAAGAGGAAAAGGUGCAGCUGUUAUUCUGGUUUAGUUUAUU